Molecule: messenger RNA, 3114 nt
Organism: Drosophila innubila
Lineage: Eukaryota; Metazoa; Arthropoda; Insecta; Diptera; Drosophilidae
Gene: gwl
Product: serine/threonine-protein kinase greatwall
Exons: 7
Coding region: 249-2807 (852 amino acids)
Biological process (GO): intracellular signal transduction; peptidyl-serine phosphorylation
Cellular component (GO): nucleus
Molecular function (GO): protein serine/threonine kinase activity; ATP binding
Source: RefSeq, a predicted model, not a curated record
AAUUACCCAACACUAAAGCCGAAGGCAGAUAUCGACGCGCUGUUUAAAUUGUUUCUUUGAAAAUAUUUAAUAUUAUUUAAAUGAUUGCUGCCCACUUCAAUUGCUAUAUUAAUUGCAUAAUUAAAGCACAUGACAGGAGCAUGCUGAUCACGUUGCAAGACUGAUUAAUUUCGUUAAACAUUUUGCGCGCGAAUUGUUGUUGGAGAAACACACAAAAUAAGAAGAUAAAACAGAAGUUAAAGGAUAACAUGGAACACGCUGAUGUGGCGGCUUCGCAUAUUGAGCUGCAAAUUGACUACAAAACGCCAAAGAAAACCAGUUCACUGAUCGAGAGUGAGGCAUUGUUGGAUAAAAUCAACAUCUUAACCACCAAACCGGAGAAUCAAUCGCACAAUGCCAAGCUGCCCACCAUUAAGGAUUUUGUGAUUAUUAAACCCAUCAGCCGUGGAGCAUUCGGCAAGGUGUUCCUGGGCUACAAGCUCAAUGAUCCCAACAAACUGUUUGCCAUCAAGGUGAUGCGCAAGUCGGAGAUGAUCAACAAGAACAUGGUAUCCCAGGUGAUAACCGAACGGAACGCCUUGGCGCUGUCCCGCUCACCAUUCUGUGUGAAUCUGUUUUACUCGCUGCAAUCGCUGUCCUCCGUUUACCUGGUCAUGGAGUACAUGGUGGGUGGUGAUCUCAAGUCACUGCUGGCCAUGUACGGUUACUUUGACGAGGCGACGGCUCGCUUCUAUGUGGCCGAAACAGUCAUGGCUCUGCAGUAUCUACAUCAGCACGGGAUUGUCCAUCGCGACAUUAAGCCGGACAACAUGCUCAUCUCGUCCACGGGCCAUGUUAAGCUGACGGACUUUGGUCUGAGCAAAAUUGAAAUGCGUCGCGAUCUGGAGAUAUCCGAUCUCAUCAACUGUUCGCCUAAUCUGAAUGCCCGCACUCCUGGCCAGCUGUUGUCGCUCACCUCGCAUUUGUCCUUCGGAUCCGAUAAGAAAGUGCACGAUUACGGCGCUGUCGGAGGAUGUGCCACGAUGCCAGUUAACGGCACGGGAACCUCACACUUAAUGCAGGCCAUCAACAAGCACAGUCUGAUCAUGGAGUCAUCUGACAGCGAGGCAGACACAUCCCUCAACGACGCUGAGAAGACGAACGACAGUAAAAUCUCUGGUGUUUCACCAUUUUUCUCCGCUGAAGAGGUCAACGUGUCCAUCACGCACACCUGUACCACCAAUACCAACCUUCUGGACAGCAGUUCGUCCUCGUAUCACACCUGCACAUCGGCGGAGAUUAGCAAGAGCUCACCGCCACUGGAGGAGGCAACAGCCGCGGGCGGGGCUCCUCCGGCAACCAGCAAGCGACGCGUCGAGUUUGUCCUGGACAACAUCAGUGCCAAUGCACGCAGCAAUUGCCAGGGCUGCAAAUUGGCCGAGCAGGACAAAAACAACAUUGUUGCCAACAGCGACUCUAAAGAUGUCGCCAAGUUGGAAAACACAAACGAAGUCUCGUUUGAGUUUUCCAUGGUGCGCCGGCGUUCGCUCGACGAGCGCAAUCGGAACUUAAAGCUGCAGGAGGACUCCGGUGUGUCAAGUCGAAAGGGUGAUGAUAAUUCGAGUUGUCAUCUAAAUCUGAAUAGCGAAAGCACCGCUUCUUCCAUUGAGAAGCAUACUGAGAAUCUCAGUCAUUCGAAGGAGGAGUACAGCUGCUCCGACUACUCACGCAGCUAUAACUUGACAAACAACGCCAAUGAGCUAAGUGGAAUACGCAUGAAUUCCCCGUUUCGUAAUCUCUCAAAGCAUUUCAAGCGACCUGAUUUUCUGCGCGGCAUGAAGCGUAAAAUCAAUCUGGUCAAUCGAUCAGAUAAUAUGUCCAGUAUGGAAGUCGAUGGACACGGCAAUUCUAGUGCUAGCACCGGCUUAACCCAAGAGAUCGAGAUACUAAAUAUUGGCAGCAGCACACCAAAGAAACGCAAGGCACGUUCAUCGCCCAUUCGGGGAGUGCUUAAGGUGCGUUCCCUCUCCGACGACGAGCUGCCCAUGCAACAUCUGCUGGGCCCCGAAGCCAGCGUUGCCAAUGUGGUCUUCUCGACACCAGUGUCCUCACAGAAGUUGCCACGGCGCGAUGGCGGUCUGCUGGGCAAGCUGAAGGCUACAAGAUUCGCCCUGCCGCUGUCCAUUGAGAACAAAAAGCGUGAGCAUGCGACCCAGGAGAAGCUGUCCAGUGUGCAGUAUCAUCUAAAGCUGGCCGAUGAUCCGACAAUGUCGCCUAUUAACCAUGGUGUUGGUAGCGUGCCCAAGACGCCCAAAAACACAAACAUGAACAUAAAUACACCGUUUCGAACGCCCAAAUCUGUGCGACGUGGCAUGCGGGUCUCUAAUGAACGCAUCCUUGGCACACCCGACUACUUGGCGCCGGAAUUACUGAUGAAACAGGGACAUGGUCCUGCCGUCGACUGGUGGGCGCUGGGCGUGUGCUUUUACGAGUUCAUGACCGGCAUACCGCCUUUUAAUGAUGAAACGCCUCAGAAAGUAUUUGACAACAUUCUUAACAAAAACAUUGAAUGGCCCGAAGGCGAUGAGGCUUUGUCGACGGAAGCCAUGGAGGCUGUGGAACUGAUGUUGACCAUGGAUCCCGCGGAGCGUCCAGCUGCCAAGGAAGUGCAACAGAUGCGGUACUUUGUCGGCAUCGAUUGGGAGAACAUUGGUCACAUGGAGCCACCGUUUGUGCCCACUCCUGACAAUCCUACCGACACCGGCUACUUUGAGGCGCGCAAUAAUCUACAGCAUCUGCAGCUAUCCAACUUUGCACUGGAUGAUUGAAGGUCGUCUCUUGCACGAGUUAAUUAGAUUUUAAUGUUUUAAGUGUUAUUUAUAUGCCAUAUAUAGAAAUUUGCGCUUGUGUCAUUUUAUUUAUAUAUAUAUAUUUCUUUGUUAUCGUUCGAUUAGCUCAAUAUUUGUAUACUCGUAAUCAAUGUAAUCCUUAUUGUACCAUUCGAAAUGUUUCGCCAUCGUUAAGGCGAUCAUGUUUAACGCUCGAUUUCGGGUUUGUUACUGUAACUACGCUUAAAAAAAUAGCUUCAAGUAUACAUGCUAGAAACUGAUUAAAUUAUACUAAUUAUACUCUUAA